GUCGUAUGUGAGUAAUAGAUGUCGGCCCGAGGGAUCAAUUGCGGAAGGGUACUUGGCAGAAGAAUGCUUAACAUUCUGCUCGAGGUACCUGCAUGGUACAGAGACAAGGUUCAACCGGCCAAUACGGAAUGAUGACUAUGGUAACACUGUUAUAGAAGAACAAUCCUCUAUUUUCCCACUAGUAGGUCGUGCAUUAGGGAAGUCUGAGGAUUGUGUACUGGAUAACGUUACAUCUGCACAGGCACAUCGAUAUGUCCUGUUUAACUGCUAUGAACUCAGCCCAUUUCUUGAGUAAGCCAACUAUAGGACUUAAUUUAUACAUAGAUAAAUUUACUCUUUUUUUUUUUGCUAAAACUAAUGACUUUUACAGAGAACAUAUGAAUGUUGUUAAGUGGAUGAAUCGUCGCGCACGGCCAAGGGACAUAGAACGCAUUCAUAAUGAUACAUUUUAUAAAUGGUUUAGUGAUCGUGUUGAACAGUUGCGCCAUGAAAGGAAUGAGCAGGUUUCAGAAGACCUUAGAUGGCUAGCUCGGGGUCCUAGUAUGGCAAGAAGAUAUAAAGGUUUUAUUGUAAACGGCUUCAGAUUUCACACCAAAGAUCGUGAGAAAAAAAGAAAAACUCAACAUAGUGGAGUUGUUGUGACUGCAAAGACAUCAAGCUUUGCAAGUGCCAAUGACAGAAAUCCCAUUGCAGGGGAUGUAACAUACUAUGGUGUAUUGACGGACAUCAUAGAACUGGAAUAUUGUGGUACUCGGAAGGUUGUAUUAUUUAGGUGUGAUUGGGUUGAUGUUCGAUCUCAAGGCAGGGGUGUUAAGAAGGAUGGGUUGGGGUUCACGCUUGUGAAUUUGAAACGAUUAUGCCAUACAGGUCAACAUUUGUCUGAUGAACCAUUUGUGUUUGCAUCUCAAGCUGAGCAGGUGUUUUACGUACAAGACCUCAUCGAAAAGGAUUGGCAUGUUGUAGUGAGGACGAAACCUAGAGACUUAUUUGAGAUGCAUGGGCAAGAGUCUGCAGAUGAUGUUGAUACAUUCUUAGGCAUGUCACCCUGCGAUGAUCAAUGUUUGGAGGACCCGAGUGAUGACACUGUUAGCUGGGAAAGGGCAGAUGUUGAUGGUACAACAGUUGUCACAUAUUUACCACCCACCCAGUCGAUGGUAGAAGAACAAAUAGAUGAUAUUGAGUUAUCUGAUCCCAUUGGAGAUGACAUUUUGUACAAUAAUUGAUUUCUUAAGUACCAUGUUUUCCUAAUGUAUGAAAUAGAAAUUAAAAUGUCUUUUUUCA
This is a messenger RNA of Magnolia sinica, 1281 nucleotides long. RefSeq lists its product as uncharacterized. The transcript has 2 exons. The record is from RefSeq and is a predicted model, not a curated record. Lineage: Eukaryota; Viridiplantae; Streptophyta; Magnoliopsida; Magnoliales; Magnoliaceae. The coding region runs from base 252 to 1223 and encodes 323 amino acids.